AUGUCUUAUACUUAUUUUAUAUAUAUUUUAUUUAUUACUUAUUGCACUAUUAUCACUAUGUAUUACUUAUUGCACUAUUAUCACUAUGUAUCAUCAUACCCCGUAGGAGAUAAGGGGAAGAGAAUAAAUACAAUAAAAAUUUCUAAAUCCAUGCAUGAGAAGAAACACGAAAGAAUGAAUAAUUAUAUACUUAAAGAAGUAAUAGAGACAGGUACAACUAGUUACGUAUAUAAAGGUAUAGACAUAAGAAAUAAUGAAACAGUCGCAAUUAAAAUAAUCAGCAGAAUAAAUUACAUAGGAAUAGAAAAGAAACAGUCAAGAGAGAAUAGAGUACUAAGAGAAGUGCUCAUAUCAUACAUACUAUCACAUAAACAUAUACUAAAACUAAAAGAAUUCUUCUACACAAAAGAAUGCUUCUAUCUGAUAUUUAAUUAUAUUUCAGGUGAACAAUUGUUAAAAAAAAUUGUCAAAAAUAAAAAAUUAUCAGAAAUAACGGCUAAAAAGUAUUUUAUACAAAUACUUGAUGCAAUACAAUACUGCCAUAAUCAUAAUAUAGUACAUAGAGAUAUAAAAAUUGAAAAUAUUUUAAUUAAUAAGGAUGAUAAUGCAAUUUUAAUAGAUUUUGGACUAUCAAAUUUUUUUGAAAAUGAAGGUUUUUUAGGGACCUUCUGUGGAUCUCUUUAUUUUGCAGCACCUGAAUUAUUAUCCGGUAAUUUAUAUAAAGGACCAGAAGUGGACAUUUGGAGUUUAGGCGUGGUGCUGUACGUAAUGGUAUGUGGUAAAGUGCCAUUUGAUGAUAAGAACCUGCAAUUGUUAUACCAUAAGAUAACUAAUAGUAAUAUUCUAACGGACGGAGUAUCUGAGGAGUUAAAGUCAUUAUUACUACAGAUGCUUAACCCGGAUAGGAAUACAAGGAUAAGUGUACAGCAGAUACUUAAUCAUCCAUGGGUUAAUGAUAACCCGGAUAUAACCCAGUCUGAUAUAACCCGAUAUAACCCGAAUUUAGAAGUAUUAGAUAAUAGUAUAUGUACGUAUAUAAACCAUUUGUUUAAUAAUCAAUUUAUAAAGAAGGAUGGUUUAUACUGUAAUAGUAUACAUAAAGUAUAUUCAUUAAUAAAGUAUAAGUAUAAGGGUAAUAUAUAUACGGACAGGGUUGACAGUAUAGUGGACUUUAUAUGCGAUAAGAAAGUAAAGAUAAGGAAUAGUUAUAUAAAGCAUAUGAAGGGGAUACGGGCUGGUGUAGAUGUACUAAUAAUACGGCUAGAGGAGAUAAUCAAGGAGAUGGGGAUAGUGUAUGAGGUUACAUCUGGGGAGUAUUUUUGUGUUAAUGAUGGGGUUAUAUUUAAGAUAGAGAUAUAUAAGAAUAUAUUAAGUAAGGCGUAUGGGAUUACUAUAAAAGGAAAGAAUACCAAAAAAGGAAAUAACGAAAAUAACAAAUAUUUAAAAAAAAUAAAAGAAACUGUCCGGUAUAAAUUAAAAGAAUCAUUAAAUCCUGAUAAAUUAUGCAUGAUAAAUAAUUUAUAAAAGGAAAAUAAUAAUAAUAAUAAUAAUAAAAUAAUAAUAAUAAAUA
Nematocida parisii ERTm1 is the source of this 1570-nucleotide messenger RNA. RefSeq names its product CAMK/CAMKL/KIN1 protein kinase. Gene Ontology annotation, molecular function: tau-protein kinase activity; protein serine/threonine kinase activity; ATP binding. The coding region runs from base 1 to 1524 and encodes 507 amino acids. The transcript has a single exon. Gene Ontology annotation, biological process: microtubule cytoskeleton organization; intracellular signal transduction; protein phosphorylation. Lineage: Eukaryota; Fungi; Microsporidia. The record is from RefSeq and is a predicted model, not a curated record. Gene Ontology annotation, cellular component: cytoplasm.